Messenger RNA from Chara braunii, 1128 nucleotides. NCBI's taxonomy places the organism in Eukaryota, Viridiplantae, Streptophyta, Charophyceae, Charales, Characeae. The record is from the annotation of a GenBank genome assembly.
UAAAGCACUGGAUGCGCACAUCUGUCAGCAGUUCGAAGACAUAGCAAAUGGCAGAAAUGCCAAAACUGAUGUGGUGGUCACGGAACAGACAAUUGAUGAGAACAUCCGCCAAUUGGAAGAAGCUCUUGAAAAAGAGAAAACGCGGAAGGCGGAAAUGCUAAAGAAGAAAAAACAAGAUGAACAGCAAGCAAAACGAGAACAAGAAGUCAGACAGCAUGUGGUAACUGUGUCAGGGGAAGAACAGGUUCUGGCACUGAACCAACUGGUCGAGUACCUCGCUCACUUGGAGACAAGGCUCGACCAUUUUGAAGCAAAGUUGGAAGAAUUGACCGUAGGAUUGAAGAAUGUGACUAACUUGGUCAAAGGAAAGGAAAAAGAGGUUCGGAAGGAACAACCUGUGAAGAAACUAAUGGGUGAUGCUAUGAAAGAUCUCAGGGUCGAAGUAAAGAAGGGGGAACCAUCUGGGCCUCCUCCACCGACGCCACCACCAUCCAGUCCUCACCCAUCAGGAGGAAAGAAAGAUAAAGAAGAGAAAACUGAGAAGCCAAAGAAGAAGGAAAAGGUAAAGAUGAAAUUGCCUUUCACGUUCAGUAAUAAGAAGGAUGAAAACUUAUUAUUGUGGAUUGCAGAAAUACAGACCUACGUCGGGACGACCCCUGUGGAAGAAGAAUCACAGGUCGCCUUCUCCACGUCGUGUCUUGGAGGGGAGGCCAAAGAGUGGGUCCUGGCCGAAGCUAACACAGCCGGAUUCGAUGAUAUUGGUACAGGUGCGAGAUACGGUAAGCGAGUCCUUUGGCGCCAAAAGCGUCAGGACCACAUGCUUGUCGUCUUUCACGACGACACAGUGGAGAAGCUACCGUUAGAAGGAGUUCCCAGCAGCAGUGAGUCCGGAAAGGGGGACGUCACUGCUGCCGUGGUCAACAAAGGAGGACCACGAGGUCCGUAUCGAGGGAGGAGACCACGCUCGUUUCCUGCGCACCCAGGCAUCGCCGCAUUCAAGCCGUGGGAAAAGAUGGAGAUUGACCAAAAGACCUGAAAGGAUAGGAUGGAUAAUGCGCAGUGCUUAAAGUGUGGAAAGGAGGGACACAUCAUUGCAUGGUGUCCACUCAUCCGACACCCAAAAGCGAG